Nymphalis io (European peacock) is the source of this 1031-nucleotide messenger RNA. It is a transcript of the gene hibadh, whose product is annotated as NAD-dependent L-serine dehydrogenase. Gene Ontology annotation, cellular component: mitochondrion. The record is from RefSeq and is a predicted model, not a curated record. Bases 49 to 1011 code for a protein of 320 amino acids. Gene Ontology annotation, biological process: L-valine catabolic process. Lineage: Eukaryota; Metazoa; Arthropoda; Insecta; Lepidoptera; Nymphalidae. The transcript has 6 exons. Gene Ontology annotation, molecular function: NADP binding; NAD binding; 3-hydroxyisobutyrate dehydrogenase activity.
CGCGUUGCGCACACGCCGGUAACGAACGUGUUAUUCAUAGCAUACAAAAUGGCGGCGCGUACGAUCAGCCGGUGUUUUAUUGUGUCCACGAGGAAUUACAGCUCGAAGACAGAUAAAAAUGUCGCUUUCCUCGGCCUUGGGAACAUGGGAGGUUAUAUGGCGGCAAAUCUUGUCAAAAAGGGCUUCAAUGUACGUGGCUACGAUCCAUCAAAGGAUGCUUUGACAGCCGCCGCCAAGGACGGUGUAACCGGUGCUACCUCAAUCGCCGCAGCUGUAGAUGGCGCUGAUGUCGUUGUGUCAAUACUUCCUAGCAACAAAGUCGUUCUUGACGCAUAUCUCGGCCAAGAUGGAGUUGUUAAACAUGUUCCUAAGGGUUCAUUACUCAUCGACUCAAGUACUGUGGAUCCAAAUGUGCCCAAGCAGAUAUUCCCCGUCGCUACCGAGAGUGGCGUAGGCUUCAUUGAUGCCCCAGUUUCUGGAGGUGUAAUGGGCGCCCAGAAUGCAACACUAGCAUUCAUGGUCGGUGGUAAUAAGGAAGAUUUUGACAGAUCUCUACCAAUGCUCCAAGCAAUGGGAGCCAAGCAUUUCCACUGUGGAGGCAGUGGAGCCGGACAAGUUGCCAAGUUGAGCAACAAUAUGCUCAUGGGCAUCACUGGUAUGGCAACAGCUGAGUGUAUGAACAUGGGCAUCAAAAUGGGACUUGACCCGAAAGUUUUGCUGGAUGUGCUAAACAACUCAUCAGCAAGAUCAUGGUCCACUGAAGUGUACUGUCCUGUUCCUGGGUUGGUGCCAACUGCGCCAUCCAGCAGGGACUACGAUGGUGGAUUCAAGAAUGAGCUGAUGGUUAAGGACUUGGAGCUAGCUAGCUCAAUGGCACUAGGAAUCCGGUCUCCCAUACCCCUGGGAGCUGUUGCAACUCAACUAUACCGCAUCGUGCAAUCUCGUGGGUACGGACAGAAGGAUUUCUCAUUUAUAUACCAGCUCUUGAAAGAAGAAGCCACUAAGAAGUAGAAUAAAAUGUAUAUCAGUUA